UUCCCGGAUAGUCCCUGGGUCUAACUUCAGUUACUUUUCUCUGUUAAGUGACCCCACGUGCAUAUCACGUGAGGGGUAUUUUGGUCAGUUUACUUGUGCCUAACAUAUAAAAGUAUACCUGCACCCCUACUCCCUCAUUGUCAGUUGUUUUCCCUCCCUCCCUUAGUCGAAUCCGGCUCAUCAUCUUCCCCUAAUCUCUUCACCCCAGGUAAACCCUAAAUCUGAUCGAUCGAUCAUCUGAUCAUCAGAAUCUUCCCACGAAAAUGAAGGACGACGAUCCUCAACAUCCAAACAACAACCGUCAGUGGAAUUUCCGGUCCAAUUCUGAGUAUGUGAAGCCGUUUGUACCAGAGACUGUUUACGAUGGUUUUGAGAACUUUUUCAGCAUAAAACUUCUUUAUGGUGGUGUGUUUACUCCGUCACCAGGAAGAAAAUACGCUUUUGGCAAAGCUGCUUAUGUUGACUACUGCAACAUUGAGGAAUUUUCAGUGCAUGAAAUCGAUUGGAUGGUGAGAGAUCUUCAACUAUAUGUUCCUGAUGUGAAGUUCUAUUACCAUUUUAAGAUUCCUGAGUUAGAUUUAGAUGUUGGAUUAUGUCCUUUAGGUAAUGAUGGUGAUGUUAGGCUUUUGGCCAAAUAUGUUGCAAAAAACAAACUUAUUAAGGUGUUUAUAGAACAUGGUGAAACCAAGGUUAAAAAUUACUUUAGUCCGACACAAUCGUCGAAGGUGGUUAUUCAAGAAUUAGAGAAUGAGGGGGGUGCUGUUAAUACCAUUCAAAGGCCUAGAAGAAAGAAACUUAGGGUAUCAAAAAAUCUGUUACUUCAAUGGAAAGAUGUAAUUGAUGUAGAAGGUUCAGAGGCUGCUGAUAAGGUAAUUAAUGAUGUAACUGAUGUUGAAGAGGGUAACACAGGUGGUGUAGAGACUGUUAAUGCAGAGGGUAACACAGGUGGUGUAGAGGCUGUUGAUAAGUUAAGUAAUGAAGUUGUAAAUGAAGGUGUAACUAAUGAAGAUGUAGAGGCUAAUGUAGGUGGUGUAGAGGCCAAUGUAGGUGGUGUAGAGGCCAAUGUAGGUGGUGUAGAGGCCAAUGUAGGUGGUGUAGAGGCCAAUGUAGGUGGUGUAGAGGUUAAUGUAGGUGGUGUAGAGGCUAAUGUAGGUGUGGAGAAUGCAUCGUUCCAUAACAGUUUUAGCUAUGAUUUUGACAAUGCAAAUUUCUCAACUGAUUUUCCAAUAGAUGGUGUGUCUAGGCAAGCUGAGGGUGAUGAGUCUGAGGUUGGUCAGUCUAAGCAAGCUGAGGGUGGUGAGUCUGAGGUUGGUCAGUCUAGGCAAGCUGAGGGUGGUGAGUCUGAGCAUGUUGAGGGUGUUGAGGCAAGUGAUGGUGCUGAGGCUGAUGAUGAAUCAACUGAGGGUGAUGAUUCAGAUGACAGUGACUUUGUAGAGGGGUUAGAGAGUAUGGAUGAGGCUGAGUAUGACAUGAUGGACUACCAUGCAAAUGUUGACAGGGGUGUGGAGUUUAUGGGAGCUGAAGUAGAGUCUGUUGGCAACCAUGAUGUGGAUACCAGUGAUGACUUAUUAGAUGAUGAAAAUCUAAGUUAUGAGUCUUUUGACAGUUUGACUGAUGAGGAAAUGGAAGAUUUCGAAACUAGGAGAAGUUUGAAAUUAAGAGAGUUGAGGAGGAAAAAGAGGGUUGCACAAUCAACAUCCCAAGUGACCUUUUAUGUGGGUCAGUUGUUUCCAACAGCCAAAGCGGCAAAAGACAAGAUAAACAAACAUGCAAUUGAAACAAGGAGGUCACUGUCUUUUCUAAGAAAUGAUAAAAGAAGAAUUAGGGUGGUUUGUGAGGGUAGAUGUCCAAUAUUCACAUGUGGGCCAGAUCAAACUGGGCCCAGCCAAAGUGGGCCUGGUAUCCAUAUACAAUCUGCAAGUGGGCCUGGUAUCCAAAAAGGCAAGGAAUCUUCUGCAAGUGGGACAAAAAAGGGGUUUAAAAAGGGAUUGGUAGAAUGCAAUGAUAAAAGGAAGGGUAGGUUAAAUAGUGUUGAUUGUCCUUGGGUUUUGUACUUGUCUAGAUUGAGUGAUGAAGAUGAGACUUGGGUGGUAAAGACUUACCAACCCAAUCACAAGUGUCUCACAUCCAGAAAAAUACAGCCUUUCACUUCUACCUUCUUGGCUAAACAAGAGUUUGUGAUGAAUCAGAUUGCAGCCAACCCUAAUAUUUCAGUAAGUAGGCUACAAGAAGAGCUUGGGAGGAAGUAUGAGCUGUCUGUGACAAAAAUGAAGGCUUUCAGGACAAAGCUCAAGGCCACCAAAAAGAUUGAAGGGGACUUCAAAGUUCAGUAUGCAAGCCUCAGGGACUAUGUCAUGGAACUGCACAGGACCAAUCCAGGUACAACAGUUAAAUUUGUUGUUGAGCCUGAGUGUAACCCACAUGCACCCACAAGGAUCUUCAAGAGGAUUUACAUUUGUUUGGGACCACUGAAAGAAGGGUUUAAAGAGUGUAGGAGGGAACUGUUGGGGUUAGAUGGGGCAUUUAUGAAAGGCCCCUACCCUGGUCAAAUGCUAACAGCAUGUAUUAAAGAUGACUUGGAUCUUCCAGAUAAUGCAAAUUUCACCUUCAUUUCUGACAGGCAAAAGGGAAUAAUACCAGCCAUAAGUCAGGUAUUUCCAGCAGCUGAGCAUAGAUUUUGUGCAAGGCAUAUUUGGCAGAACAUGAAACUUCAAUGGAGAGGAGAUGCCUUCAAGGAUUGUCUUCAAAAUGCAUCCAAAGCUUAUACAGUUCCAGAUUUUGAAGCAAAAAUGGAGGAGUUGAGGUUGUACAACAUUGAAGCUUAUAAUUGGUUGGCAAGUAUUCCACCCAUUCACUGGAGCAGGUCUCAUUUUACAGGUAGGGCACAAUCUGAUGUGGUGCUGAACAACAUGUGUGAAGUCUUGAAUGCAAGGACAGUCAAUGGUCGAGACAAGCCUAUAAUUUCUGCUUUGGAGUUUGUCAGAGAGUAUCUAAUGCAGAGGAUAGUGAAUGUCAUCAGGAAGAUUCGGCAGACAAAUGGUCCACUUACUCCUAGAGUUGCAAAGAUCUUUGAAAACACAAAGAAAUUAGCUGCAAAUUAUAAUGUUAGGUGGAGUGGUGGGACAAAGUAUCAAGUCAGUGGUAAGGUCACAGUGGAUGGUGCUGCAACACAUAAACAGUAUGUUGUGGAUGUUGUGGAUAGGGUUUGCACUUGUAGAGAAUGGGAAGUUUCAGGAAUCCCUUGUAGGCAUGCUGUGGCUGUCAAUUGGGACAUGGCAAUGAAUGGCCAAGAGGUUGGACCCCCAGAAUCAUGGGUUAAUGAAUGUUAUUAUCUUGAAACAUGGAAGAGGGUUUACAGUCAUACCAUUGGUCCCAUUAAUGGUAGAGAAUUAUGGCCAAAAUCACAGGUUCCAACCAACCUAACCCCACCUCUGCACCACACACCUAUCGGCAGACCUAAGAAGAAAAGAAGGAAGGAUGCUGUGGAGUUGCAGGAUGAAGUUGAAAGGGCUUCACAAGCAAGAAACAAGAGAAACAGGGCUGCUGAAGCUGAUAACGAGCAGGCUGUGGUUGGUGGCAAAUUCACAAGAAAAUGGAAGUCCGUGAAGUGCCAGAAGUGUGGUGAAAAGGGCCACAACCAAAGAACUUGUGGAAGGACCAAAACAGUUGCCGGGCCGAAGAAAGGGAAGAAAGGUAAGAAGAAGAAAGAUGGUAAUCAACCUACUGAGGCUGGUGAGGGAGCUCCAACUGUUUAAGGGUUAUGGUUCUUCGGGUUGUCGGGUUAUGGUUUUUGGGUUGUCUUAAGGGUUAUGGUUCUUUUGGGUUGUCUUAAAACAGUUAUGCAGU
This is a messenger RNA of Helianthus annuus (common sunflower), 3846 nucleotides long. RefSeq lists its product as uncharacterized. Gene Ontology annotation, molecular function: zinc ion binding; DNA binding; transposase activity. Bases 264 to 3755 code for a protein of 1163 amino acids. Lineage: Eukaryota; Viridiplantae; Streptophyta; Magnoliopsida; Asterales; Asteraceae. Gene Ontology annotation, biological process: DNA transposition. The transcript has 6 exons. The record is from RefSeq and is a predicted model, not a curated record.